AGUUGUUGUUAUUGUGACGUCAUGAACACACCGCCGCAGCUCCGCCGUCUGUUGUGAUUCAGUUGAUUAAAGAUCUGCUCCUCCAUAUUACACAGUGAUCAUGAUUCACUGCUGUAGUGAAGACACUCCCACAGGAAUUCACCAAUAAAUGCUGUGGUUAUUUCCAUAAUUCGACAAGUGAAGAAAGAAAAAAGAUGGUUUAUAAAGAGGAACAACUCCAAGUGUGACCACUGAUGUCUACUGACAUAUUAUUCCAAAAAUGAAAUGUGUUAAAGAAGAGUUUAAAGAGGAGAGUGAAGACAUCAGUAUUACAGAAUCAUGCAGAAUGAAAAAUGAAGAUAUUGAGGAACGAAGAGAAUUGACAGAAGUAAAAGAAGAAAGUCAAGGACUGAAUGAUGUGGAGAAGAAACACCAUCAGUAUCAGACAUUUGAUAAUUUCAUUGUUGAAGAAUCUUCUACUGGCUCAAAGACUGAAAAUAAUUUAUCAUGGAAAAGAACUCUAAGAACAAGAGAGAAAAAGUAUUUUGCCUGCUCUCACUGUGGAAAGAGUUUUGCUACAAAACAAAUCCUUAAUGUUCACUUAAAAUUUCACACUGAAGUAAAGCCUUUCACCUGCAUUCAGUGUGGAAAGAGUUUUGUACAAAAAGGAGAUCUAAAGCGUCACAUGACAAUUCACACUGGAGAGAAAUCUUUCACCUGCUCUCAGUGUGGAAAGAGUUUCACACACGAAAGAAACCUUAACACUCACUUAAAACUUCACACUGGAGAGAAGCCUUUCUUGUGCUUUCAAUGUGGAAAAAGCUUUGCAGUUAAAAGAGGUCUUCAGGGUCACAUGAGAAUUCACACAGGCGAGAAGCCUCAUACAUGCCCUCAGUGUGGCAAGUGUUUCAUAGAGAAAGGAAAUCUUCAGCGUCACGUAAGAAUUCACACAGGAGAAAAGCCUUUCAAAUGCCUUCAGUGUGGAAAGAGUUUCAAGCAAUCAGGCUCUCUCACACUUCAUCUGCGCUCUCACUCUGGAUUAAAGCCAUUUAACUGUGAUCAGUGCGGCAUGACAUUUAUGUGGCCAUCACAACUAAAGGCACACGUGUCAACUCACACAAAUGAAAAGCCUUACGUGUGUUCUUUUUGUGGAAAGAGUUUCGUUUCUUCAUCAAUUCUUAAAGCACAUGUGAGAGUGCAUACCGGAGAGAAGCCAUACAAAUGCACUUCAUGUGGGAAGAGUUUCACCCAAUCAAAUAAUCUAAAGUUUCAUUUAAAAAAGGGCUGUCCAAAAUUGUUCUUGUGACCAAAGUUAGUUUUACUUUCAACACUUAGGUAUUUCAGUUUACUAGAUCUGAUUUAGUUUGAAAGUUUAAUAAUAAUAAUAACAAAUAAAGAACCACAAAUGUUAGGAACAGAAGUAUGCCUAUGCAUUCACUGCAAAAAUACAUGUUCUUGAUUAGUAUUUUUGACUUGUUUUCCUGUAAAAAUAUCUAAACAUUCUUAAAACAAGAUAUAUGCCCUAGGAAUGUGCAAGACUUGUUGUCUAAUCGGAACUGAUGCUGCUAGAUACUCAUUGACACCAGAAUUACUAGUCGUAAUUGUAUUUUUCCCAAUUAAACUGUUGAACAUUUUUACACAUUUAUAUUUGGCUUUAUAUUUUUACAAAGGCUGCGCUUAAAUUACUGUCCUGUUAAUGUUACAUUUGAAAUAUAAUUAAUAAUACGAUAAUUAAAAAGAGGAUAUCUGUAGCAGAUACAAAGUGUAAUUUCACCUCAGCCCUAGCAUGUUUCUUUAAUCUCUCACUCAUGGCAUGUGCAGGAAAAUGUCCUCUCGCAUGAAGAGCAGAGUAGCUUUGGAAAUCACUUCGGUGGUGGUGCAGGAAGAGGAUUUUUGAAACGUUGGAUUGCAAGUUGCCAUGAUGUUUUCACAUUUGAGUCUUCUCUACAUCUGUGCAUACUUGCAAGUUAUUAUAACACUGAAUGUGUUUUUUCAAGUGCAGGAUAAUCGCCUCAGGUGAGUCAGGUUCCGUCUUUCACCUGAUCGUGUUGACCUGUCGUGAAAUACGGGCAAAUUUUCGUGCAUUUUCUUUUUUUUGAGAAAAUAAGUUUGUCUUCACUGUAGUCAUUAAUAUUUGUAUAGCACUUUUCACAAUACACAUAGUUUCAAAGCAGCUUUAUAGAAAAUCAUGCCCUGUCUGAAAGCCCCAGUGAACAAGCUGAAGUGACAGCAAGGGAAAAAAACGUAUUUUAAUGUUAUUCAAUGGUUAAAAAAAAAAAACUUGAGAGGAACGUGACCUCAGUUUUUACGAUAUACAGUAUGUACAUUAUUUUUAAUAUGUACAUUAUCAUUAUUAUUUAGCAGCUUAAGCAAAACUCAAUCGGAACACAUUUGUAUUUUUAGUUUUGCCCUGUUUCCCUUUGCAUGUAAACUUUUCCGGCGUUUUUCCCUGCUUAUAACAUGUGCGCACGUGUUGUACCCAAAGCGGUUUACAUUUCAAAGUCAAAAGCAGAUAAUUAUAAGUCUCAUGUAAUCGCAGGUUUCUUAUGUUGUCGGUUUUUUGAAUAAGCUGUUUUUUGAUAAUUGUGAACUUAUUUGCGUAGCUGUGCAUGUCAUGCUCGGUGUUUGCUGGGAGAGUCAGCUGUUAAAUGUACCGCUGCUGUUUCUGCCUCACAAAUCCACAGAUUUGUAUGGUGAUACCGGUAUAAAUAAAAUGACAUUGUAGAGCGGAGGAGGGCUGGAACAACGCAUGCCCUGUCCCCAAUCAGUCUGAUGGGGGCGUGCGAGGGAUAAAGGCGGCCGGUGUCGACGGUUCGAGAGAAUUACAGUUUUUUAAAUUUAUUUCUUCAUUAAAUUAUUAUUUAUGUUGUCAAGCCGGUUCUGGCCUCCUCCUUUCCCUUAUACCCACUUUACAUUGGUGCCGAAAACCGGGACGGAGGAGGGAUGCACGUCGCGGAGUCCUCGACACUGCCGUCCACCCAGGGGGUCGGUCUGACUCCGGUCCGCCUGGGGUCCGCUUUACAGACAUGUUUGAUGUAAUGUAGCACCAGGAUAUGACAUCAUUGUGUGGCAGAUUUGACAAGCUGUACCGCUACAGUACAAUCUACUUGCCAUUUGCCAUCGACCUUCUCACAUAUGUACUGUAAGUUUGUUGCUCUGUUGUCCUGCGAGUGCUCAGUGCCACCUCUCGUGGUAAGAGACUGUUCUGCAGUUAUCAAUAUUGUGCUGAAUAGUUUUAAUUACACUAUAUUGUGUUUGUUUAUGAAUCGUAAGUGUUAUAACAUACAAUACAAUAUUUUUUACACCCCUACUGUAUACUGUAUAAAGAACCUCAACAGGGUAGUCAUUCACUGUACUGGACUGUACAUUAUACCACUUAUUACACAGCUACCUACCAAAUAAA
Molecule: messenger RNA, 3382 nt
Organism: Xyrauchen texanus (razorback sucker)
Lineage: Eukaryota; Metazoa; Chordata; Actinopteri; Cypriniformes; Catostomidae
Product: gastrula zinc finger protein XlCGF8.2DB-like
Exons: 3
Coding region: 260-1285 (341 amino acids)
Biological process (GO): negative regulation of transcription by RNA polymerase II; regulation of cytokine production; regulation of immune system process
Source: RefSeq, a predicted model, not a curated record